UUUCCGCAUCGACUGCACGAUGACGUCAGUGCGUCAGCGUCGGGACGGGGGCACGGAGCCGCCGGAGGGUCGAGAGAGAUGGAGAUCGAGCAGGAGCUGCUCGGGCUGUAAGCGGGGGGACUCGGCGACGGUGCGAACACCCGACUGUCUCGUCGUUCGAACGCGAAUGCUGCGCGAGGACCCGCGGAGGGAGAGCUUCCGUCGCAGUGAGGCAGCUGAUGUAGGCAGAGCCGGGGACGGCUGGAGCGGCUGGGCUUCUUCUGGAGAGGGAAAACAACAUGGCUGCGGUGGAGCUCGAAUGGAUCCCAGAGACACUGUACAACACGGCUAUCUCGGCCGUGGUGGACAACUACAGCCGAUCCAGAAGGGACAUACGGUCCCUGCCGGAAAACAUUCAGUUCGACGUGUAUUAUAAGCUUUAUCAGCAGGGCCGACUCUGCCAGCUCGGAGGAGAGUUCUGUGAGCUGGAGGUGUUUGCUAAAGUUCUACGGGCCUCAGACAAAAGACACCUCCUGCACCACUGUUUCCAGGCCCUAAUGGACCAUGGUGUGAAGGUUGCCUCAGUUCUGGCCAACUCCUUCAGCCGCCGCUGCUCCUACAUCGCAGAGUCUGAUGCCCAUGUCAAAGAGAAGGCCAUCCAGUUUGGCUUUGUGCUGGGUGGAUUCUUGUCGGAUGCGGGUUGGUAUGGAGAUGCAGAGAAAGUAUUUCUGUCGUGCCUGCAGCUGUGUACGCUCCACAGUGAGGUCCUCCAUUGCUACCGGGCUGUAGAAUGCUGCGUCAGGCUGCUUCAUGUCCGCAAUGGUAAUUGUAAGUACCAUCUGGGGGAGGAGACCUUCAAGCUUGCUCAGUCUUACAUGGACAAACUAGCCAAACAUGGCCAUCAGGCCAAUAAGGCUGCGCUUUAUGGCGAGCUUUGUGCCUUGCUCUUCGCCAAAAGCCACUAUGAUGAGGCAUACAGGUGGUGUAUAGAGGCCAUGAAGGAAAUAACUCCAGGGCUGCCUGUCAAAGUAGUGGUUGAUGUCCUCCGGCAAGCCUCCAAGGCCUGCGUGGUGAAGAGAGAGUUCAGAAAAGCAGAGCAGCUGAUCAAACAUGCAGUGUUUCUGGCAAGAGAACAUUUUGGACACAAGCAUCCCAAGUACUCGGACACGCUACUAGAUUAUGGAUUUUACCUAUUAAAUGUUGACAACAUAUGUCAAUCAGUGGCUAUUUACCAGACGGCGUUGGACAUCCGACAAUCCGUGUUUGGGGGGAAGAACAUCCACGUUGCCACAGCCCAUGAAGACCUGGCCUACUCAUCCUACGUGCACCAGUACAGCUCUGGGAAAUUUGACAAUGCUCUAUUCCAUGCAGAACGUGCCAUAGACAUCAUAACUCACAUUCUGCCUGAGGACCAUCUGCUGCUGGCCUCCUCCAAAAGAGUCAAAGCCCUCAUCCUGGAGGAAAUCGCCAUCGACUGCCACAAUAAAGAGACAGAGGAGCGCCUCCUGCAGGAAGCUCACGAUCUGCACCUCUCCUCUCUUCAGCUGGCCAAGAAGGCCUUCGGAGAGUUCAACGUCCAGACAGCCAAACACUACGGCAACUUAGGACGACUCUACCAGUCCAUGAGAAAGUUCAAGGAGGCAGAGGAGAUGCACAUCAAAGCCAUCCAGAUCAAGGAGCAGCUCCUGGGCCACGAGGACUACGAGGUGGCUCUGUCUGUUGGUCACCUGGCAUCUCUCUACAACUACGACAUGAACCAGUAUGAAGACGCAGAGAGGCUCUACCUGCGCUCCAUCGCUAUUGGUAAGAAGCUGUUUGGAGAGGGGUACAGUGGGCUGGAGUACGACUACCGAGGCCUGAUCAAACUCUACAACUCAGUGGGAAAUUACGAGAAGGUGUUUGAAUACCACAACGUGCUGUCCAACUGGAAUCGGCUGAGGGACCGGCAGUUUGCUGUGGCAGACGCCCUGGAGGAUGUCAACACGACGCCCCAGCAGACCCAGGAGGUGGUGCAAGCUUUCUUAUUGGCUCAAAGCUUAGGCCCCACCCGCCCCUGUCUCGGCUGAUUUUAUACGUGAUGAGAGGAAAAACAGACACGUGGGGUUUCGGCUGGUGAGGACACGAAAUGAGCCCAAAUGUGAUGCUUCAGUGGCACACAACUAAUUAGUAAUACACAGUAAAUCCGAGCAUCACUGGUAAGUGAGUUGGCUGGUGUGGUCAACUGCAAGCUGCCAGUGUGUACACAAGACACACACACAUCUAGUCAUGGAAUAAGUAGAGAAGACACUGUUGUCAAACCUCAUUGACACCAACACAAACCACCAGGAUGCAACUUCAGACAGGAUGCAGCUUCACCUCAGAUAAUACUGUUCCAUUUCUCCAAGAGAAAGAACCCAUGACUGAGGUGGGGGGGUUACAAAAGACCUCAAACAUCCUGCAAGGAUGACUAAUGACCCCUUCUCCUCGCUAGUCUUGCUUGCCUUUUUCUUUUCAGUUUGGAAUCUGAGGACAUUUUUGCUUUUGUAUUUGAACCGGAGUAGCUCUUGAUACCAUGACACUCAUUUCAGAUCAAAACCAUGUUCUCCAGGAUUGUAUGUUACAGAGCAUCUGGACCCCACAUGAGAAAUGUGUUUCAGCUCACAUCCAUCAGCAUCAUAACUCAUCGGAUCACAGAUGGAAGUUGUCUGAUAUUUUUGACACUUGUACAGUGAAAUGAUACGGCAGAUUGUACACUUCUAUUUCAGUUGAAGGCUUCUUUGUUAUUUUCUUUGCAAGGAAAUGAAAGUGGACCUUCUUAUGAACUGCUUGGUGGAGAGAUUAAACAGUGGAAUGUGUUGAACCAGUGGGUGAAUUGUUACACACAUAACAGGUCACAGGUUUGUUUUCAAUUUAUUUUAUCUGUUUUUUCCAGCGUAGUCCUGACAUAGCAUCAUUAAAAUGCCAAUAACUUAUAUGCA
This is a messenger RNA of Paralichthys olivaceus (Japanese flounder), 2936 nucleotides long. It is a transcript of the gene appbp2, whose product is annotated as amyloid beta precursor protein (cytoplasmic tail) binding protein 2. Gene Ontology annotation, molecular function: protein binding; ubiquitin-like ligase-substrate adaptor activity. Gene Ontology annotation, cellular component: Cul2-RING ubiquitin ligase complex. Lineage: Eukaryota; Metazoa; Chordata; Actinopteri; Pleuronectiformes; Paralichthyidae. The record is from RefSeq and is a predicted model, not a curated record. Gene Ontology annotation, biological process: intracellular protein transport; proteasome-mediated ubiquitin-dependent protein catabolic process.